This is a messenger RNA of Cornus florida, 2324 nucleotides long. RefSeq names its product U11/U12 small nuclear ribonucleoprotein 59 kDa protein. NCBI's taxonomy places the organism in Eukaryota, Viridiplantae, Streptophyta, Magnoliopsida, Cornales, Cornaceae. The record is from RefSeq and is a predicted model, not a curated record. The transcript has 9 exons. The coding region runs from base 519 to 1748 and encodes 409 amino acids.
ACCUCUUCCCGAGCAACUUUGGCGCCCCCAGCCUCUAACGACGCCCCUUUCCAAAAAAUAUUCCGCGGAUCUGAUCUAUCUCUUUGAUGAUCUUCUGUUACAGGACAAAUACUGAGCUCCGAUAAACAAGAAACUUGAAUAGCCAAUAGUACAUAAUUAAGAAGCUGCAAUCUCCCGGAAAACGAGAACCAAUUAUUCAGCCAAGUCCGCACCCUCCUACAGUCCUACUAGUGUUACGACUACCAUCCCAAAGUCGACAGCAUAAGGAUAGCUAACAGCGUAGAGAAGAAAAUAAGAGCUGAAGCGUCCAAAGGAUCCUUCACAUUGAAAUCGCCCAACUCUACUGGUUCGUCUGCUUCGGUGUCUUGAUUAGGGCUCGGAUGCUAGAGGGAAUCGAAAGACGCUAUGGCAAACAGAUAUUGGGUUAUAUCUAGUUUAUUUUAACUAUUAAUUGUACUGAAAUUUACAGAUUAUAUAGUCUUAUUGAGGAACUACUCGGGAAGAAUCCAGCAACUCCGAUGAAUCGCGCUCCAUUUAUGUCGACGGACGCUCGACCUUGGGCUCCAAUGCUACCUCCUCAUCCGCCUUUGUCCAGCACUUUUUGGGCUACCAUUAAUGUGCAUGAUCGCCUUCAAGAAUUGCAUUAUACUAUCGAUAUUGCAAAAGCAAUGCAGAAAGAAUUAGAGAUGUUGAUGAUGAUCAAAGAUGAUAAAAGGUCUAUGGAGGAGGAAACAGAUAAUGUGUCUAAUGAAACUUCGGUUUGUGGGUUUGCUAAAUUUCUCAAAGAAAAUAGGUUUAAUUUGAUGUCACGAGAGCCACUUUCAUUGGAAGCUGCAAAUGCCUUAAUAUCAAAAUUACGAGCUCAGCUUGAGCCAUUUAAAGUUGUCACAGAUGAAUUGAGUCCUUGGGAGGAAAAAUCUGCACCAGUUAGAUUAGCUAAUAAAAUACAGAAGUCCAAGAGAAACAAAAUUUGGCGGAAAAGAAAGAGAAAACGUGUUGCAGAAAUGCUUGCAAAGGAGCGUGAGCAAUUUGAUCAAGUUGAUCAAGAAGCUGAUGAAUGGAGGGCUAGAGAGAUUGCCAAGGAUAUUGCAAAACACAAGGUAGAAAAGAUGAAGGAAAUCGCAAAGCAUAAGGCAAAAGAGGAGAGAGAAAGAUUAGAGUCUGAGCUUGAGCUGAUAUUGAUGGUGGAAAAGUUGCAAGAAUUACGCUCCAUCAGAAUCCAAAAAUUGAAAAAACAAGGGCAUUUUUUCCCUGAGGAGGAUGAAAAGUUUCUUGAUAGAGUUCGAGCUGCCGUUGAGGAAGAGGAGCGCCAAGCAAUGGCUGCAGCUGACACCGAGGCUGCUAAGGAUGCUAUUGCAACUGCUGAGGAAUCUAGAAAAAUCAUUGAGCGUCAUGUGCCUGAAUUAAAAGAUUUGAACAAUAACAAAGUUGGAAAUGAGGAAAUUCAUGACCAGACAAUUGACAAUGAAAGUAAAGGAGACUCUAGAACUGUCAAUGACAAAGAAGCUGGAAAACAAGGAUCAGAAUUACAUGGUUAUGGCGGGGCAUAUAAUUCGUUGGCAAGUUUACCAAUUGAGUUUUAUCACUAUUAUCAUGGCAGCAAUACAGAUCUGGGCACUCUUAUAGAGGUUAGAAGAACUUGGGAUGCAUUUAUAAGACCAGGAGGAAGCCGAAUACCAGGUCACUGGGUUCAACCACCACCACCAGCAGAUGAGACAUGGGCAUCCUACCUAGUGAAGCCUGAAUGACUUCUCAAGUAUCUGGACUACAGAAUUUUUUAGUAGUGACAGAUUAAUGCGGCACUCUGACAGCAAAAGUUCAAUCCCGAGUAUAAUCGUGAAUCAGUUGGUUCAGUCAUAAGGCACAGACAUACAAGGCAGAAGUUGCCAUGACGAGAGGAGUGCACAAGUGCAGCAGAGGUAUGUCUCAGUAACAUUCGACUUUUGAAGGAACGCAAAUGUCUACAGCAGCAGCCAUAGAUGGUCUGGCGUCGACUGCAGUCAACUUAUGUGCGGUUUUAUAAGGUGGUGUCUGGUUCUCAAUUCAAAUUUUAAUCAGAACCCCUUCAAUUAGAGGGACACUGAACGUUGCAACUCUCGCUGAUUGUUGAGGUAUAAGCAUGCCCUGAAAGAUGCGAUGAAGAGUUCAAGUACACUAGUUGGAAAAAUAGAUUGUCAUUUCAAAUCAUGCUUUGUUUUCAUUAGAAAUGCAAGGCCAAAAUGUACUAAAUGUGUAGCUGUUGCAUGGUAUGAUGACCACCAUUUAUAUAUUUAUUAUUAUUAUUAUUAUUUUUUUGACACAUUAUUAUUAUUAUUAUUAAUAUU